ACUAUCUUCGACAGCGGAUAUAUCCGCCUUUGAUGAUGAUGACCAUGCCCUUCACACGUUGAGGACGAAUCAGCGUCGUUCUGCUUACUAUCAUGCUCAAUAGCGUGUUCUUCUUCGUGCUCGGCAAAUGCAGAUAAAAUGGCAUCCGCAGGUGCUGGCAAACGAGCUGACUCUGCAGGAACGGCUGUCGAGGGAGAGUUGCCCGAGUACAGUGGAAAUCGUGGUGGGCCUGCCUCGACUUCUAUCGGUGGUCCAGUAGCGGAGCGCGGUCGGCGCGGUUCUUCUGGUGGCAGGUACAACGGCGGAACGAGGAGAAAUCCUUUGUACUACAAGUAUGACAACCGCCACUGGUUUCUUGAUUGGGUUUCUGCUGACGAGUCGGCGCUGACGAGUCCACCUUGCGGUGUAGUCGUCUUCGUGAAAGACCGUAAUAAUUUUCGAGUUGUCGGGGCUGUGAGCGGAUGGGAAGAUUGUUCAGAGGGAAUUUGUACAUUCACCCUUCAGACGGCGUACGGGAAGAACGCUCAUCCUGAUCAUGACUCCCAGGGUGUCAGAUUGGCUUGGAAAAAGUUCCGAGGUUUCGGCAAGCAAGCCACCAUGCUUCCGUUUUACACGGCAAUAAUAUCAGAUUUAGAACUGUCUGUUCUCUUGCGGAGCUUCUUUGAUGACUGGGAGAGAUUGGUGUCGCCAACCAGGUGUUUAGAUGUGCCGCAGGAACAUCGUAUUUCGAUGCCGAUAGCGUAUGUUGGCGAUGACGAGGAUCGCACUCGAACUUCAGAAUUGUCGACUGAUGUUGCUACGGAGGGUGCGACUGGAGGGCUUGACCCUAACUACGUUCCUGAGCAGCAAGACCCCUCAGGUGCUUAUGAAGAAUCCGAGCCGGAAGCCGUCGCCCAGGAGGGGGCGGUCGCCGACAUGGCUGAGGCUCCAGUAAGUGCUACGGAUGAGCCGUCGACUAGGGCGAAGACGACUGGAGUUAGUACUACUGUUGGACAUCCUGAGGUUGCGGAGCAGCAAAGGGGUGGGGAGACGGGUAAAAGACCUGUUGCGGUGGGAGAAAAGAGAAGUGGGGAAGAAUCUGGCAGCGAGGGGGCCAGAGACGAAGACACCCCUCGUUUAUCUUCACAGAAGAAAAGGAGAACAAGUACCCCUCGCCAGACAUCUGACAAGAAGAGGAAAUCGGCGGGAAAGAACCCGGAAACACCGAAGGCGAGACGGGGAGGUGGAUCGGGGGAAGGGUCAUCAAAAGGCAAGCGGGCACGAGCAGAUGAAAAUGACAGUGAGGACGACAAGGAAAAGGUUGUCGAUCUGGACGCCGGGUACUUUCUGGAAUGGAAAGAGGGUAUAAAGAAAGAUGUCACUCUUUCUAUCAACCCGGAGAGGGUAUUGGAGUUGUCAGCGUGGGAAAGGCUGUACAAUCAUCGUUCGAUCGACCGAACGCACACGGCAUAUAUAUUGCGGUGUAUGAUGGAUGCCUUCAAGAAGAAAGGAAAGACGUACGAGAAGCCAAUUUUGAAAUUGGCGCCAAUCGCAGGGCUUCCUWGCCCYGGACGRAAGRCUGUUCGUMUGACCCCRGACAAAUUCAAUGUGGAGAACCCGAACGAACACUGGUACUACGCUGUCAGCGGGCAACACAAUGUCAAGGCUGCGCUGGAGUUGAGAAACCACGAGAUUUGGGGGAAGCAUACCUUCUACGACUGGCCCUUCAAACCUUUGUACUUCGCCGACGAGGACUUUGACGGUUAUACGCAGAUAAGCGUGAACGAGAAUAGGAAGGACAAGUUAGCCCCUCCUCGGGCUCAGCGGCUGUCAAUGAUAGACAUUCAUCAGGAGUGGAAUAACUUGAAGCGUCCUCGUGCUGUCACCGACAAUAUAACGUUCAAGAAGGAUUUGGAAUGGACGGAGAGACUGAGGUACUACUUACCUCUGGUGAUGACGGACGAUGGAACGUGGAUGCUUGGCAUGAAAUUUUAUGACGAGUGGACGAAGGGUCAUCUGCUCGCCCCUGAUGGCGCUGUGUGGACGAAGAGGCCUCCAACAACGGACCCGAAAGUCACCCGUGAGGGUCAGUCAUUUGCGGAGGACAACAGGGGCCAUAAGAGAGUUGUGUAUAAUAUGCGUGUGGCUGAUCCGGAGAUGAGGAAAGGCAAGAAGAAAAGGAAACAGGAGGACGGCGACUUUUUCGUCCAGGUGAAUGAACCCGACGUGCAUUGUUGGAAAGACUCGGGGGAUUUUACAAACGCGGAGAAACGUCGGAUCCUGCGAGGGUUGCUGGACCUGGAUAUUAUCUGGGUGCAGCAAGGAAGCAAGAAGCUGAUUGAGCAGGGAAAGGUUGGGAUGAAAGAUGCUUGUGAAAUGGUCAAGCAAGAUCGGAUACUGCUCCGGCUGUGGCAUACUGUGCAAUUCCAGCACGAGCGCCGCGACAACGAUGAUUGGAGUGCCUCCUUUUUCCAGACGAAGGAGCAAUUGAUGGCAGAGUACGCCUCCAAGAGACUGGAUAAGAAAUUGUGGGCGGGCUGUAGGAAAUGGGUCACAGAUCACUCGUACCUCAAGGAAUGCCCCCAGUAUCUCGGCUGUCCGAGUGAUAAGGAUGUGGCGGCAACGAUGAAGUUGGUUAAUCACGAGAACUUUUCUACUGAAUGGAAGCGGGUUGUGUUGUCCGUGCUCAAAGGCGAACGUGGCAAGACAGAAGAGGGGCCGCAAGCACUGGGAGAAUGCACCACCAUCAAAUGGAAGGAAACCAAGCAAGUGACAACCCUCRCACCAUUUGCUUACGACGCCUUCAYGRCUUUUCUAAGAAAAGAUGAGAUGAGGAAAGUUGUGAYGCAGCUGCGAUGCCACACUUGCAUCAUUGACUUCUGCGAUCCCGUCGACCGAGCACGUUGGAAUGACGAGGCUUUCCGAUCAUUGGCGGCAUUCCUUGAAGCUUUCACCGAAGAGGACAAUUUCAACGCAAACGACGAGGAAGAAGUCAGCGAGGGUGAGGAGCCUUUGGAUUUAGAGACGGUAUAUCAGAAAUAUACUGUAGGUAUGGCGUCCUCUUCAACGCCUUCCAGUUCCAAGCAUGCUGCGAGUUUGCCUGUCGUCACUCCUGUCGCCAUUCCUGUCGCAACGCCAACCUCGGGUUCUUCAAGAGGAUUUCUUUCCUCCAUGAGAAGCAAACCUCUGAGCCCCACUAUCAAGCUUGGACGUCCUCUUCCGCCGACGCACACAUUUAGGUUGCAGAAAGGUCAACUCUAUUUCUUGGGGACGACGCACAGAAGUACCGACGAGUCCGAUUGGGGUCAGCAUGUAAUUUGGCAUCCAGACAUUUUCCAACCGGCAGUUCUUGAUGGCGAAUGGGUUAUGGCGUUCAAAAAGGUAUUUGAAGAGGCCGCCCUCCAAGCGGUUACCGACCAUGUCGCAGAGGUAAACUGUCGUCAACCAGACGACCUUGUCGUCACAAUGUUCGGAGAGCAGACAUUCGAGAUUCUUCAGGAGCACAACAUGUUGGAGCUCUGUCGUGACUUUCAUUACCUCGAAACAAGUCCAAGUUAUGAAAGCAAAAUUGAUUGGCAUAUUCUGCCGCCUGCCCCAACACGAGGAGAGGGAGCUGGACGGGGCGGCCGUGGAGGAGAUGACGAAGGAGGGGACGGAGGAGGUGAGGAUAGAACCCGCGGCCGCGGUUACGGUGUACCCGUGGCGGCGGUUACGGGUGACAACAAAGGGGGCGGCGCACGACGCGGAAAUGUUAUGAGCCCGGGAGGGGUCACGAUCGCAGGUAGAAAGGGUUCUAUGGCUUCGGUACAAGGUGCGAGCUCACAAACUGGGCAGGGAUCACCGCAGGUUGAAUCUCCACUGCCGACCCAUGCGCUGCAAGCUGCUUCACUCGUUGGGCAAGUACAUGGCUCAUUUCCCGGCAGCGGAUGUAUCCGCGGCACAGUCACGAUCGAUGGCGGAAUAGGUGUCAUGGCUUCAGAAGUAGGUGCGAGCUCACAAACUGGGCAGGGAUCACCGCAGGUUGAAUCUCCACCGCCGACAAUGUAUCCGCUCGGUGCUGAAGUCGUUGGGCAAGGAAAUCGCUCAUUUCCCGACAGCGGACGUAUCCGCGGUACAGUUUCUGCUGGAUCGAAUUUCAUGGCAGAUGCCGAGUCGGUCCACGUGGCUUCCACCAAGGAUCCUGAACGCGACACUCGGAAGUGCGAAGUUGUUACGGAUGCCACUUUCCUUCGCGGAGAGAAUGUGGUGGAGAAAACUGUAGGCGGGUGAUACUCCCCCAGAAGGACAGAUUCUCUUGCGAGUCCUUGUGCAACUUGGUCUGAGGUGGAUAAGGGGCGGGUUGGCCUUUUUUCUG
Molecule: messenger RNA, 4333 nt
Organism: Chara braunii
Lineage: Eukaryota; Viridiplantae; Streptophyta; Charophyceae; Charales; Characeae
Source: the annotation of a GenBank genome assembly